AUGCCUGAAUACCGCCACGCAAGGAGCGGUAGCCUCAACGUUGCCAACGGCGGCUCACAGCCAAACCCUCCUCCAUCUUCUGCUUCUUCUGCCGCUGGAGGAGGUGGUGGUGCUGCUGCUCCCCGCUUCGAUGGACCCCGAAGCCCUCCGAACACCUCUCACGUUCCCUGCAAGUUCUUUCGUCAAGGCGCUUGUCAGGCCGGCAAUGCCUGUCCCUUCAGCCAUGACUUGAGCAAUGCUGCCGAGAACGUCUGCAAAUACUUUGCAAAGGUGAGGAAACUGCAAGUUCGGUCCCAAAUGUGCAAACAUCCAUAUUCUCCCCGACGGCCGACGAAUUAA
Messenger RNA from Fusarium graminearum PH-1, 339 nucleotides. RefSeq lists its product as uncharacterized. Lineage: Eukaryota; Fungi; Ascomycota; Sordariomycetes; Hypocreales; Nectriaceae. The coding region runs from base 1 to 339 and encodes 112 amino acids. The transcript is spliced from 3 exons. Gene Ontology annotation, molecular function: ubiquitin protein ligase activity; metal ion binding. The record is from RefSeq and is a predicted model, not a curated record. Gene Ontology annotation, biological process: protein polyubiquitination.